AUGUCCGAUGGUGCUGAAGCGGGCGCCAGCUUUGAGCCUCCAAAAUUUGGCGAUACAGUAGGGGACAGCUACCCAUUUUACUCAGAACAAGCAGGUACAGGAAGUGGACCCAACUCUGGCACUUUCCCGUCACUUUCUUCUGGUUUACUGGAUGAAGAUCCUAGGUUAGUGAAUCCAGAUUCCAAGUAUGAGUGCCCAGUGUGCAUUCUUCAUAAUCGUGAGCACAAGCUGCUCAGGGAUCCGGUGCAGACAGCUUGUGGACACAGGAUGUGCCAGAGCUGCGUGGACCUCUACUUGGGGGGUGAAACAUCCAAGAAAUGUCCG
This is a messenger RNA of Candidula unifasciata, 324 nucleotides long. The record is from the annotation of a GenBank genome assembly. NCBI's taxonomy places the organism in Eukaryota, Metazoa, Mollusca, Gastropoda, Stylommatophora, Geomitridae.